This is a messenger RNA of Patiria miniata (bat star), 3103 nucleotides long. RefSeq names its product probable G-protein coupled receptor CG31760. Gene Ontology annotation, molecular function: G protein-coupled receptor activity. The transcript is spliced from 11 exons. Bases 552 to 2867 code for a protein of 771 amino acids. Gene Ontology annotation, biological process: G protein-coupled receptor signaling pathway. NCBI's taxonomy places the organism in Eukaryota, Metazoa, Echinodermata, Asteroidea, Valvatida, Asterinidae. Gene Ontology annotation, cellular component: membrane. The record is from RefSeq and is a predicted model, not a curated record.
GGUUGUCUGGUUAUUAAUAUUGCAGCAGUAUUAUACUAUGCAAAUAUACUCCGCCGGCUCCCUAGUGUUUUAGUGUGUCUGUGCGCACAACAUAAGUAGGCUUUUUUAAUUUUCCGUGCGAGGUAAACAUUUUCGGUGUGCAUCUAAACUUAGCACAUCUCGGCAAAACGUUACAGUUUAUAGGACAGCGCUGGUACUCAUCACACGUCAGUGUGUGCCAUAUGUGAGGUUGGCAACAAACACCGACAUGUAGCAAUUUUGAUACACGAUCGUCGUCCUGAUGUAGCUGUACAACGCCUGUACGUCCCACUACAUUGACACUCCGAAUUCACCUAUCACCGUAAAGAUUUAUGGACCGAAUUGUUUGUUUCAUUUGCUGGUGCACGCAACAUCCUGUAAUCAUGCAAAUAACUCUUGAAUAACACUGUUUUGCAUAAGGGUGGAUGCAUACGAGCGGGAAAGUGACGAUGUCGGGCGGAACGAUUCGACAAUCAAGAUGCUCAGGCUUAGCUAGGUGUCGGAAGCACUUUAACUCGAGUUGACUUGCUAACAUGACUACAGUGAGGAUGACCGUUCACACCUGGCGGCCGCAGUACUUGUGGCUCGCCGUCUUCUGUCUGCAGAUGACCGUGGUGCGAAGUAGCGACCGCCCGGACAUGAACACGGUGACACAAGCCUUGGAGUACGUCCAAGCGAUCGCCAGUCAGGGGGAGGGCAACUGCUCCUUCGGUCCCACCCUGGAUCUCGAGUACGACAAGGAGAGAUGGUUGGCGGAAGCUGCCGUGGCCAUCCGGGCAGCCAACCUACUGACAUCGCUCUCACGGACCGGGGAUCAAAUCAUGGGCUCAGGGGAUCAGGACGAGCAACUUCACUACACCAUCGUGAGGGCAAACGUUGAUAACAACCCCAACGUCUUCGGCUCGGCCAUCGCCUUCGACUAUCUUCUCUACCGUGAUUACGAGGUCUUCUCCCCCUACGCUUACCGGGCAUCUGACGGCACAGAGGUCAAGGAUCUUUCCAUCGGCUACAACUACCUCACCAACUCCACGGACUGGUUUUACAUUCCAUUUCUGAACUUCCAGAACGAGUCCUUCAGUCCAAACUACACUUUUCACCGAAGUCUCUCUGGAAACGCCACGUCCAUGGCUAGGUUGGGUCUCAGUGAUGGCUAUUGGACCAAACCGUACUUUGAUUGUGGAGGCGGCAACGUGUGGAUGGUAACCUUCUCCAUGCCCUUCUAUCUUCCCGCUCAGCCAGAAUCAAGCAAUAUGUCAUCAGAUGUCCCUUCAUCAGGUAGCCUCGCAUUCGGAGGUGUGACGACGAUUGAUGUAGCGUUAAGCAGUCUAGAUAUCAACCAAUGUCCCAAUCUGAACGAGAACGGUACAGGAAACCAGAACGUCUUUGAUCCGUUCGUGGACACUCACCUAUGCAAAGACACAACUGAAUGCAAGGCCAUUGCAGGGCUGGGCUUCCAGAGGGGUGCCUACAAGUGCAUCUGUCUGAAGGGGUACUACUUCCCGGACACGUCGAACCCCCACAAAGCGUUCAACGGGUCUGCGAUAGAAUACGAGUACAGUAAGAAAGUACACGGGCAUGAAAAUACUUACGACAGUGAUUUUAAUUGCCUAAAAUGCAAGAAGGAAUGCGACGACUGUGUGGAUGACACGCCGUGUUUCCUGGAGCCCUCUUCCCUGCUGUCAUACGCCGUUCUCGGUCUGACGGGGGCGUGUGUUCUGGUGUUGCUGGUCCUACUCGUCUAUACCUGGAUAAAUCGCGAGAACAAGGUAUUCAAAGCUGCAAGUCCCGGUCUGCUGUACGUCUUUAUCAUUGGCUCGGCUGUUAUGUAUACGGAGAAUAUUUUGCACGCAGCUCUGAGGGGAACGGAGCUAGGAUCCUGGUACUGUCUUUUACAGCCCUGGGCUCGGUACCUCGGUAUAGCGUUAGCCUAUGGCGCCUUACUCUUCAAAACAUGGAGGAUCACAGUGGUUUUCACUGUGCGGAGUGCCAAGCCCGUCCGUAUCACGGACAACCAGCUGUACCUGCGCAUUGGCGCGCUCGUUAUUGCAAUGGUGCUCUUCCUUGGGAUCGGGACGUAUCUCCAGCCGUCUUAUGAGGCGACUCGGCUCACGUCCGACAACCUCAAGUACAAGCAGUGCACUACCACGCUCUGGAGUUACAUCGGAGAAGGAGCUUCACUUCUUCUACUAGCCUGGGGAGUUUAUCUGUGUGUGAAAGUCAGGAAGGCGCCCUCUGCGUUCAACGAGAGUAAAUUCAUUAGCAUCUGCAUAUACAACGAGACGCUGAUGUCGGUAUUUAACAUUUUAUUGACCACUGUCGUGCUGGAGUCCGUAGAGCAGAGUGUAGCGGACAAACAAUUAAUCGUUGGAGUUUGCCGAGUCCAACUGACAGUCACCGUUAUGGUUGCUUUACUCUACGGCUCAAAGAUUUACCAUGUAAUACAAAGUCGACAUCAGAAGACAACGGGCACGCAGUUGGAGCUGAAGAAGCGGGGCAAAGGUGGCCGAGGACCCACGGCAAUAUCUGGGACAGCCACGCUGGAUUCUAUAUCGCCAACCAUUGACUUUUGCUACAAUAAUCCAGAUGUCAAAUCCGAGAUGGAACGAAUGGCGAAAGUUAUCGACUCCAUUAAAGAGGCUAUGAGACUGCACGAUGACGGAUUAAUGCAGACGUGCCUGUCUGCAUUCGAAAAGGAGCUGAGAGUUCCGCGAGCCCUGGACCGCUCGGCGAGUACCCUGGUGGGCAGUGAGGCCGACUCACCAGGCCCGUCGCACGCAGCCGCACCGUCCGCUGGUACUCGCUACCGGACCUCCAAAAGCCAAUCCACAGAGAACUGGAUUUUGAAAUGAAAUGUUUACAACUAUUUUUGGACACAAAAUAAUACACAGUAACUUGCAGUGCCUUCCUUAAACUAAAUGUAAUCUUGGACAGCUUUGAUUUAAAUAUUUACCGCCACGUGUGUGAACUAUUUAUAAUAGUUUUUUUUCUUCACCUUAAUUACGUCCUUUGUAGCACAACGUAAAUCCUUACUUUGAUUUUGUUUAAGUAUUAAAGGUAAUGCAUACCAUUUGCAAAUAUUCAAAAA